Molecule: messenger RNA, 4461 nt
Organism: Misgurnus anguillicaudatus (oriental weatherfish)
Lineage: Eukaryota; Metazoa; Chordata; Actinopteri; Cypriniformes; Cobitidae
Source: RefSeq, a predicted model, not a curated record
AUGGCUAAAGACUGUGAUUUAAAACGGCCUUGUCAUCUUUGCCAAGUCAAGCACCUUUCCAUACUCCAUGACAUCAACCAAAGGAACUGUGAGGUCACCAAUGAAAGCAGUAGCCUCUAUAACUCAGAGACUCUGUACUUAGAUCAACCUCGCUGUGGUGGAAAAGUGUUCCUGAAAGUUGUUAAAGUCACUCUCCAUCAUCAGAGCAAGACGUUGGACACUUUUGCUGUUCUUGAUGAUGGCUCAGAGCGCACCAUCCUGCUCGACACAGCUGUCCAACAACUCGGUCUAAAAGGCAGACCAGAACAGCUAAACUUAAGGACAGUACACCAAGACAUCAGGACAUUGAAUGGCACUUCUGUAAACUUCAGUUUAUCUACUCCAAACAACCCACAAAAGAGAUUCAAAAUUCAAGAGGCCUUCACAGCACAUCAGUUUGAACUAGCAGAAUACUCCUACCCAGUGACCACUCUCCAAAGCAAAUACAGACACCUCAAAGGAAUACCUAUUCCAACUCUGGUCAAAGCUCACCCCCUACUGCUUAUCGGAUCAGAUCACACUGACCUUAUCACCCCAAUUGAACCUGUACGACUAGGUCCACCUGGGGGUCCAGCAGCCAUCAAAACUCGCCUUGGUUGGUCUUUGCAAGGCCCAUCCAAACAUCUGCAGGAUCAACUCCCAGUGUCCCAGUGUCUGUUUACAUCUGUAAGUUCUUCAUUUGCAGAUCUGUACUGCCAAGUCGAAAGAUUAUGGCAAAUGGACAUCCUCCCCUACCACAACGAAAAAACAGUAGUAAGGUCACAACAAGACCAACAGGCACUGGACAUGCUAGAGACUCAGACGAUACGGAUGACAGUGGAUGGAGUUGACAGAUAUGCUACCCCUCUUUUGAGAGUUAAGAACAUGCCCCUGUUACAUGCUCCAAAGGAGGCUGUGAUGUGCCACCUUCGCAGUACAGAACGUCGAUUAGCAAGGGACCCACAACUCGCUAACAAGUACCAAGAGGAAAUCAAUAAACUGGAGAAAGCUGGUUACGCAACUAAACUACCACCUCAAGAAGCAGCUUUGUCUACAGAAUCAUGGUUUCUACCCCACCAUAUUGUAACCCACAAUGGCAAGCACAGAGUUGUGUUCAAUUGCUCGUUCGCGUACAAUGGUGAAAAUUUAAACAAGCUGCUCCUACCUGGACCCACAUUAAGUCCCUCACUCCUUGGAGUAUUAGUCCGCUUCAGAGAACACAGAGUAGCCAUAAGUGGAGACAUAAAGGGGAUGUUUCAUCAGGUCCGUCUCCUGACUGAAGAUAAACCCCUUUUGAGGUUCUUGUGGCGGGACUUAAAAACCGACAACCCACCUGAUGUGUACGAGUGGCAGGUCCUCCCAUUUGGCACAACUUGUAGCCCCUGUUGUGCCACAUAUGCGCUACAACGACAUGUCUUUAAUCACUGCCAGCAGGGGGAUAAGCUACAGCAGUCAGUUGAGCAAUGCUUUUAUAUCGACAACUGUCUACAGAGCACACAAUCUGCUCUGGAAGCCCGUGAGCUAAUUGAUGGACUAAGGUCCUUACUGAUCACAGGUGGGUUUGAGAUCCGUCAGUGGGCAAGUAAUGAGGCCUCAGUGGUAAAUCAUCUCCCCAAAGAGGCCAGAUCGGAGAAUACUGAGUUGUGGAUUUCCCACAGUCAGUCAGACCCCCAAGAGAUGACUCUAGGCUUAAGCUGGCAUUGUGUACCUGACACCCUUCAUUACCGUCACCGUCCUCUGUCCUAUCAAGAGGUAACCAUGAGAAAUAUAUACCGGGUCCUCGCUAGCCAGUAUGACCCCCUAGGAUACAUCAUACCUUUUACCACCAGGGCGAAAAUAUUGGUACGACAGUUGUGGGAGAAGGAACGAGAAUGGGAUGACCCCCUACUUCCCUCUGAAUUGCUGCAAGCCUGGCAAAAAUGGGAAGUCGAACUGGAACACCUGCCCCUGAUUACCAUACCUCGGUGUUAUGUGUCAGCCAAGCUGGAUGUGCAAGAGGUAAAUCGUGAACUUCACAUCUUCUGUGAUGCCUCUGAGGCAGCCUAUGGGUCGGUAGCAUACCUCCGUACCGAACACCAAGGGAAGGUUGAGCUGGCAUUUAUCCUUGCCAGAUCCAGAGUGUCUCCUAAACGGCAGCAGUCAAUGCCCAGACUCGAACUUUGUGCUGCUCUCACCGGCGCACAGUUAGCCAAGUUACUGCACAGUGAACUGUCAUUAAAGAUCUUAAAUACGGUCCUAUGGAGUGACUCCACAACCAUCCUGACCUGGCUGAAAUCUGAAUCCUGCAGAUUCAAAGUAUUUGUAGGAACGAGAGUGACCGAGAUACAAGAACUGACUCAAGGUCACUGUUGGCGCUAUGUAAAUUCAGCUAGCAAUGCCGCAGAUGACAUUACUCAGGGCAAAACAUUGCUUGAAUUAUCCCAACGCAGCAGAUGGAGACAAGGACCAGAUUUCCUCUACCUACCACCUGAGUCAUGGCCAGAAAACCCUCCCACUAAACCAAUAGAGGACCCCACUGAGUACCGUAAACCAAAGUUUUGUGGUCUCACAUUGGCUGAUACUGGACCAUUACUGCCAGAUGCUACCCAGUUCUCAACCUUUGAGGAACUUGUAGAAGCUACUUUCCAAUCCUUAGAUGGGGCGGCAGGAAAUCCAGAUGAUACAGAAGCAUCUAAAUACCAGCAGGCUGAAAUAAGUUUAUUAAGGCAAGCCCAAAUAGACAGUUUCCACACCGAAUACCAAGCACUCAGAGAUGGUAAGCCAAUCCCUUCCUCCAGUCGUUUACUCACUCUAUCACCAGAAUUUGAUGAAAAAACUGCACUGAUCCGCGUAGGAGGACGGCUAUGCAGAGCCACAGAUCUGGAUUAUAAUACUGUACAUCCUAUAGUCCUGGACCCGAACCACCCUGUCACUCAUCUCAUCAUAAAACAAUAUGACACUAAACUCUGCCAUCCUGGUCCUGAAAGGGUCUUUGCAGAGAUUCGGAGACAUUACUGGAUCCUCAGAGGGAGAGAAUCAGUAAAACGCCAUCAACACUCCUGUGUAGAAUGCCAAAGAUGGAGGGCUAAACCUAGCAUCCCAAAGAUGGCAGAACUACCUCCAGCCAAACUCCGCCUUAUGAAGCCAGCCUUUUACUCAACAGGGGUAGACUGCUUUGGCCCAUUCCUAGUAAAACGAGGGAGGAGUAAUGAAAAGAGGUGGGGUAUCAUUUUUAAGUGUAUGACUACCCGCUGUGUUCACCUAGAUCUACUGAGUAACAUGGACACAGACUCUUUCCUGAUGGCCCUUAGGCGUAUGAUUGCUCGACGAGGAAUUCCCUUUGAAAUUCUGGCAGAUCAGGGCACCAAUUUCCGUGGAGGAGAUAAAGAGCUACAGACAGCAUUUACUGCCAUGAGUCCACACCUCCAAACCCAAUUGGCCAAACAAAAAAUCCAGUUCCAGUACAACCCUCCUAAUGCCCCACAUUUUGGAGGAACGUGGGAGCGGGAAAUACGCUCAGUCAAAGCCGCUCUGCGUAGUACAAUAGGAUCCCAAACACUAACAGAGGAAGUCCUAAGAACACUUCUCAUAGAGGUUGAGUCUAUACUCAAUGCAAAGCCACUAGGAUAUGUCUCUUCUGAUGUGGGAGAUCCAGAUCCAGUAACCCCUAACUACCUUUUAAUGGGGCGGCCAGAUUCAUCACUACCCCAAGUGGUGUACCCCGAAUCUGAAAUACUUAGUCGGAAAAGAUGGCGACACUCACAAGUAUUGGCAGAUCAAUUCUGGGCAAGUUUCAUCAGAAAUUACCUCCCCACUCUGCAGACACGUCAGAAAUGGAUAAAAGACUCAGAAAACCUCACUCCUGGAACUAUUGUGAUGAUAGUGGAUCACCACCUUCCUCGGGCUCAGUGGCCUGUUGGGAAAGUAAUAACUACCUACCCUGGAUCGGAUGGUCGUGUCCGCUCAGUAGAGAUCCAGGUGAAAAACAAAAACUACCACCGACCAGUGGCUCGUCUUAUCAAGCUACCAGACAUCCCUGAGGAUAACCAAAAGACGGACUAAAUAAGGAAUAGUGGAAGUACAUUUGCAUAGCAAAUGUAGGGGCGGCUGUAGAAAAGGUAGAAUUAUAGCAGCCUCUGCUGGACACUUGUUCUCCGGGUAUCAGACACACUCAUAUAGAGGCACCGCUCACGUGCUGGUCACGGAAAUUUCCACAGCGAUCAUGCAUCAGUCGCGUGAGCGAGUGGCCAAUCAGAGCGCAGUAUCAAUCUGAUGAUGCUGAGGAGAACUUUAGUUUCGUAAGAUGUAAAGUGUUUAUUGUGUGUCCUAAGUUCAUCCAGUGUUGUGUGCGUCUGUAACUAAAAACCACACACACACACAUCCUCACACAUAGACAAACAUGCAAGAAUGAUAAUUCACCUGUAUCCAUGCAACCUUUAUUGGAUAUUAAAGUUUUGAACUGGG